Messenger RNA from Drosophila ananassae, 1627 nucleotides. It is a transcript of the gene Or59b, whose product is annotated as odorant receptor 59b. Gene Ontology annotation, biological process: sensory perception of smell; detection of chemical stimulus involved in sensory perception of smell. Bases 1 to 1197 code for a protein of 398 amino acids. Gene Ontology annotation, cellular component: plasma membrane. The transcript is spliced from 3 exons. The record is from RefSeq and is a predicted model, not a curated record. Gene Ontology annotation, molecular function: odorant binding; olfactory receptor activity. Lineage: Eukaryota; Metazoa; Arthropoda; Insecta; Diptera; Drosophilidae.
AUGGUCGUGUUCGAGGUAAUCAAUGCCGCUCCGCUCACGGAGAAGGUGCAAUCGCGGCAGGCGAACAUCUAUCUGUACCGGGCCAUGUGGCUCAUCGGAUGGAUUCCGCCAAAGAAAGGCAUCCUACGGUAUGUGUAUCUCUUCUGGACCUGUGUGCCGUUCGCUUUCGGUGUGUUCUACCUGCCGGUGGGCUUCAUCAUCAGCUACGUGAAGGAGUUCAAGAACUUCACGCCCGGCGAGUUUCUCACCUCCCUCCAGGUGUGCAUCAAUGUGUAUGGUGCUUCGGUCAAGUCCACGAUAACCUACAUAUUCCUCUGGCGUCUGAAAAAAACGGAAAUGCUCUUGGACGCCCUGGACAAGAGGCUGCAGAAUGACAGUGAUCGUCAGAAGAUCCACGAUAUGGUGGCACGUUGCAACUAUGCUUUUCUGAUCUACAGUUUCAUUUAUUGUGGCUAUGCGGGAUCUACAUUCCUGUCCUACGCCCUGAGUGGUCGCCCUCCCUGGUCUGUUUACAAUCCUUUCGUGGACUGGCGAGAUGGCUUCAUCAGCCUGUGGAUUCAGGCCAUCUUCGAGUACAUUACCAUGUCCUUUGCGGUGCUUCAGGAUCAGCUAUCAGACACCUAUCCCCUUAUGUUCACCAUUAUUUUUCGCGCCCAUAUGGAUGUCCUGAAGGAUCACGUGAGAAAUCUUCGGAUGGAUCCAGAACGUAGCGAGGCGGAAAACUAUCAGGAUCUGGUCAACUGUGUUAUUGAUCACAAGAUGAUUUUAAGGUGUUGUGAUAUGAUAAGACCCAUUAUUUCCCGCACCAUCUUCGUCCAGUUCCUGCUGAUUGGCUCCGUUUUGGGCCUGACCCUGAUCAACGUUUUCUUCUUUUCGAAUUUCUGGAAGGGCGUAGCCUCCUUCCUGUUCGUCAUCACCAUCCUGCUGCAGACAUUCCCCUUCUGCUACACCUGCAACCUGCUCAUCGACGACGCUGACGAUCUGGCCAACACCAUAUUCCAAUCGAACUGGGUGGACGCCGAGCCGCGCUAUAAAGCCACAUUGGUCCACUUCAUGCAUCAUGUCCAGCAACCGAUUAUCUUCAUAGCCGGCGGCAUAUUUCCCAUUUCCAUGAACAGCAAUAUAAGCGUGGCCAAGUUUGCUUUCAGCAUCAUCACAAUAGUCCGGCAAAUGAACUUAGCCGACCAGUUUCAGUGAUAUCCUGCACUAGAAAUGGCCACAAAAAGUCGAUUCUUUAUGUCCCCGAUUUGCAUAAAAUUUCUAUACUUUCCAGCUUAUCUCGUAAGAUUUUGGCUGAUUUAGUUGCCCAAAAUGGUAAUGGCGGAACGGGGCCCAGCCCCAGUGGCCUAAAAUUUUCAAAUUGUGUUAACAGACGGAAAUUACAACGGCCAGAUGAGUGAGUGUAACAACAACAACACUAACAAAUAACAAAGUCAAAAGGAUCUGGCCGUCUGGAAGGGAAUGGGACGGAGGACACAGGAAGUACAUGUAACCGUUUACAUAUUGUAUGCGAUUUUUAUUUAAAUUUUAUGCUAAACACGUGACUUGUAACCCACAAGAAAUGGGCGGCAAAAGGAGGACUAUAAUAACAUAGAAACGGAUCGCCCCAGCACGGGGUAAAAGCAAA